AUGGAUAUCCUAACCGAUUGUGGACAGCUUGGAUGUCGACCAAGUGGUUUUCCCAUGGAGCAAAAUUUAAAGCUUGAUAAAUGUCUUGAGAGUCACAAGGCCGACGCCUCUCUUUAUAGGCGUCUUAUCAGGAGACUGUUAUAUCUUCAAGCCACACGUCCCGACAUUGCCUAUGCGUUCAAUGUGCUAAACCAAUUUAUCUCCGAUCCCAGAGAUGAGCACAUGAAUGCAACUUUCCGCGUGCUUCGUUACAUAAAGUCUACCCUUGGUCAAGGUAUAUUUAUACCGAAGGAUGGUGGUCUCACGCUUGUUGCUUAUUGUGAUGCCAAUUGGUUGGGUUGUCCUUUCACCAGACGCUCGCGGACGAGUUAUUUGCUGCUUUUGGGUGGUGCUCCGGUAUCCAGGAAAACAAAGAAACAGUCAGUGGUUUCUCGUUCCUCGGCGGAAGUAGAAUAUCGUGCUAUGGCUACUACGGUUAGUGAAGUUCUUUGGAUCCGUACACUGCUCAAGGAUCUUACGGUUGACUUACAGGAUGCUACGCCCCUUCACUGUGAUAAUCUAGCUGCCAAACAUAUUGCAAACAAUCCAGUUUUCCACGAACGAACCAAACACGUGGAAAUGGACUGUUUUUUUUUUGUCCAAGAACGCGUUGAGUCCCAUGAGAUCUUGCCUCUUCAUGUGAACAACAAACAACAGGUCGCCGACCUUUUUUACAAAGCCUUUGGGAACUCAGCCUCUACGUGA
This is a messenger RNA of Helianthus annuus (common sunflower), 744 nucleotides long. RefSeq names its product secreted RxLR effector protein 161-like. The record is from RefSeq and is a predicted model, not a curated record. The transcript has a single exon. The coding region runs from base 1 to 744 and encodes 247 amino acids. NCBI's taxonomy places the organism in Eukaryota, Viridiplantae, Streptophyta, Magnoliopsida, Asterales, Asteraceae.